AUGUCGCUCAAACAUAUCCUCAACGAUGAUCCUCCGCCUCGCUCCCCGGGUGUCGGCCCUCAGCCACCUGCGACCAACGGCGGCCCAACCAUGGUCGUAGCACCCCAACCUGUUGCGCCUGUCGCGCCGCUGUCGCCCACACCACAGCACCAACGCGAGGUCCGUCAACGCUCAGCCGGGUACGACGUCGAACAGGCGCCUGCAGGACGCGAGUACUCCUACCGGCUCGAGACUGCCAGUUCAUAUCAAAGUCCCGCGGGGUUCGAACAUCGUAAUGGCGAUAGGCUGCCAGGUGAUGACGUCCCAUCUGGGCCGAGCAGCUCGUAUUACGCCGAACAAGAAGAGAGCGCGACUCCGUCACCACGUAUAUCGAACGGAACGCCUGUCGGUGGUAGGCAGAAGGAGGACUCGGCACCGGUGGAGAGUAAUGGGAGAGUGUUGAGGAAGAGGAAGUUGCCUGACGAUGACGAGGACUAUCAUCCACCGGGUCAGAAGCGGCAAUUGCGUCGGACACCGCGCACGCGUCAGCAACACAGAAAUGCAACGCCCGCGGAGAGCGUGGACGACACACCAGUGGAGGAGGUUGUUGAGUCUGCUGAAGAAGAAGUGAGGCCAUCGUCCGACCUCGAGGAUUGUCCGGAGUUGUGGUGGUCCGACUUGGGCAACUAUAUCAUCGAAACUCACAAGCGACAAAAGCAAGUCGACGCCUGGUUUUCGCGUUGGAUCAUUGAGCGCGACUCGAUCACCGCAUAUCGAAUGUCCCACAUGUACCGGGACAGGCUUGCACGAAUACCACUUCCUCCUGCCCCACUCCCACCUCCGCCGCCUAUUGACGAAGACAUGAUGAUGAGAAUGCGCGCUCCUCCAUCCCCAUCAUCGAGCGUGUACGAUGUUGGGCUCCCCGAUUUUGGCCCCUCCGACGGCCACUCCUUCGUGGGCGACGAUGGCGCGCGGGAUGUCGACGAAACAAUUUCCUCCAGCCGGCGCAAGGGGAAAGGCAAGGAAGCACCCAAACGUGCUCCUCCUGCAGGCUCCGAGAGCGACAGCGAUGUCGACAUUCCCAUCAGCGCUAUGCGCCCUCCUCACAAGAGGAGACGUGUUGAGAAGGACGGUGCGGAUGGCGCAGACGACCAGCGGUCCAUCAUCGACGAGCCGAUAUCUAUGGGCGCGUCUCCUGCGAACAAACUCCUCAGCAAUGCGAAGGGGAGGGGCAAGGGCAAGCAGCGUGAGCAGAGCGUGGACAGUACGACAGCGACGCCGAAAGGUCGCAAGAAGCCUGGUCCUAGGAAGAAGCUUGACAACCUUCCUCCUGCGACGCAAGAGCUGCUUGGUAUCGGCUCCAACGCGCCCUCUGUGUCGGGCGACGUCACGCCGGCGGGUUCACGUCCGCCCUCACCUACGCUUACGAACAUGUCAGCUACGAUGUACGAGCUUGAUGAAGCCAUUCCUGCCCUUAAGCGGGCGAGGAAGGUGGACGACGCCGCGAUGAUCAAGCGUGUCAAGAACCUGGAAGAUGCUCAGCGCAAGGUCUGGCAGAACAUCGCACGGCGCGAUGUUGCAAAGGUGUACAAAUACCACGUCACAGGCUACCAGAUCCGCCGCGCUCAGAUGAGCCGACUCGCGACGCUAUCAUCUAUUCAGGCUCGUCGGCCAUUUCAGAAGACGGCCAAGGCGACCAAGGACACGCAGGCAAAGGCCAAGCGCCUCAUGCGCGAGAUGCUCGUCUUUUGGAAGAGGAAUGAGAAGGAAGAACGAGACGUCCGCAAGCGUGAGCAGAAGGAGGCCAUCGACCGUGCCCGGGUCGAGGAGGAGAAGCGCGAAGCGGCGCGGCAAGCCAGGAAACUCGAGUUCCUUAUCAGCCAGACGGAGCUAUAUAGCCACUUCGUCGGGAACAAGCUCAAGACUGCUGAACUCGAGGGUGAAGAGGCAGCCACUCAGGCUCCCGCCGGUGCCGAUCUAGCGGAUGUCGGUCUCGACAAGCUGCAAGAUAUCGACUUCGACGAUGAGGACGAGACGAACAUGCAGCGGCAUGCUCGUAAUAACGCCCAAAACGCCAUCGUGCUUGCCAAGCGGCGUGCCCAGGAUUUCGACACUCAAGCUGCACUGGUGCGCAAGACGAACGAGGCUCUUAAGCUCGCGAAACGCCAGGCCCACAUCCGAGCGGACGAGGAUGUGGAGACCCCUGGUGGUUCGGGCACUCCUCUUGUUGAUCUCGACUCGGAUGAGUUGAACUUCCAAAACCCUACGUCGCUCACUGGCGAGCUCACCAUCGCUCAGCCGAAGAUGCUCAUGGCUACGCUGAAGGAGUAUCAGCUCAAGGGUUUGAACUGGCUUGCCACGCUCUACGAGCAGGGUAUCAACGGUAUUCUUGCAGACGAGAUGGGUCUCGGAAAGACGGUACAAUCAAUAUCGCUCCUCGCUUACCUCGCGGAGACACACGACAUCUGGGGACCGUUCCUGGUCGUCUCACCCGCUUCGACCCUGCACAAUUGGCAGCAAGAGAUUACUCGUUUCGUGCCCAAGCUGAAGGCGCUUCCAUACUGGGGUAACCCGAAGGAUCGUGCCACUCUGCGUAAGUUCUGGAGUAAGAAGGAAAUCAGCUACGAUCAGGACGCACCCUUUCAUGUCCUGAUAACCUCUUACCAACUCGUUCUCCAAGACCAGCAGUACUUCCAGCGCGUGAAGUGGCAGUACAUGAUCCUUGACGAGGCGCAGAACAUCAAGAAUUCCUCCAGUGCGCGUUGGAAGACAUUGCUUGGCUUCCACUGUAGGAAUCGCCUCCUCCUUACCGGUACUCCGAUCCAGAACUCGAUGCAGGAAUUGUGGGCUUUGCUCCACUUUAUCAUGCCGAGCUUGUUCGACUCUCACGACGAGUUCAACGAGUGGUUCUCGAAAGAUAUUGAGAAUGCGGCUGAGAACAAGGGUAGCAAGCUGAAUGAGCACCAGCUUCGUCGUCUCCACAUGAUCUUGAAGCCGUUCAUGUUGCGUCGCGUCAAGCGACACGUGCAGAACGAACUGAGCGACAAGGCACCCAUCGAGAAGGAUAUCUAUGUGGAGCUAAGCGCGCGCCAGCGAAGUUUGUACAAGGCUCUACUGGCAAACGUCUCCGUUCAAGACCUGCUCGAGAAAGCGGCUAAUAUGGGUGACGCUGACUCGGCGCGUUCGCUCAUGAACCUUGUGAUGCAGUUCCGGAAGGUUUGUAACCAUCCUGAGCUGUUCGAGCGCGCCGACGUUGUUGCUCCUUUCUCGUUCUCCGACUUCGGUCGCUCCGGUCCUCUCAACCGCGAAGGCGAUUUUGUUCAGCUCCCGUACUCGAUUCGCAAUCCGAUCGAAUACACGAUACCCCGGCUGUUCCUCGAAAAUGGUGGCCUACUGGAUAUACCGCAGGAGGAUACGCUAAUGCGCACAGGUGACGGUCCUCUGGCCAGGAUGAUGAACAUAUGGUCGACAGGGUCGGUCUACCGUUCUCUCAACGAAGAUGCUCGCUCUGCGUUCUCAUUCCUGAAGUUCAUCGACCUUGCCCCGAGCGAGGUUAACGACUAUCUUUGGUCAUCCACCAUGGCACGGCAGAUCCGACUGCUGCAGCUCGAGCGCGGCAGCAUAGAGUUUGAGCCCUUCAAGGAGGACCCUACUUUCGCGGCACACGCGGCCGCCAGACCUUUCGACAUCUCUCCCCUUGACCGUGUUCGCAACCUUCGUGCUGGAGCGGACCUUCCCAGUCUGCGUGAGAUCUCCUCGACAAGAUGGGCCACUUCGUGCCUAUCGCGAGCGGAACUAAAAUGGUUCAUUCCUCCCGUGGUUGCGCCUCCCAUCACCGUCUACAGUGCCGAUCGCACCUUUGUGGAGAAGCAAGCUCAGAUCAUUGAGGCUCCAAAAGAGACGCUCGCCCUUUAUGGGUUGCCUCGAUAUAUGUGGGACUAUGAGCCUGCCUGCGAGACUUUCAAGCGCGAGGUCGGCGACAUCCCGGUCUCUGGGCUCUUCGGCAACUCUCCCCGAGACCAACUUCCGUUAUCCACAAUGCAAGUCCCCGAGGCGAAGCGCCUCAUCUACGACUCCGGGAAGCUUGCUCGGCUAGACGCUCUCUUGCAAGAGUUGAAGGCCGGUGAUCAUCGUUGCCUCAUCUACUUCCAAAUGACGAGGAUGAUGGACCUCAUGGAAGAGUACCUCAUCCACCGCCAGUACAAGUACCUGCGCCUUGAUGGCUCUUCGAAGCUCGAGGAUCGUCGCGAUAUGGUCAUGGAGUGGCAGACGCGGCCGGACAUCUUCAUAUUCAUCCUGAGUACUCGCGCCGGUGGUUUGGGUAUCAACCUGACCGCCGCAGAUACCGUCAUUUUCUAUGACCACGACUGGAACCCGUCCAAUGACGCACAGGCUAUGGACCGUGCACACCGUCUGGGCCAGACGCGUCAGGUCACGGUAUACCGAUUGAUCACCAAGGGCACGAUUGACGAGCGCAUCGUGCAGCUGGCGAGAGUGAAGAAAGAUGUCCAAGACAUUGUCGUCGGGAAUAAGACCUUCACUGAUGUCGCGAAGCCCAGCGAGAUCGUCCAGCUGCUGCUCAACGAAGAUCAGCUGGUGAAUCUCGAUGCGAACGCCGGCGAUGCCUCUGCAAAAGCAGGUGGCAAGCGGCCGGCUGGUGAUGCUGCAAUCGACCUGUGGAACGAGGAAGGCGACGAGUUCUUCGGCGGGCCGUCAGCAGCGCAGGCGGGGCUCAGUGGGGCGAAUGCCGAUGGAGACGAAGAUGCCAUGCCUGCUGAAACGCCUGUCCCGGCUACAAAGCGGGGCCGUGGACGUGGACGUGGCCGAGGCCGAGGACGGGGUGCAGGUGGCGAGUCUACACCUCGUGGACGGGGGCGCGGACGGGGUCGCAAGACGGAUACGGCUGCUGUGGACAUGGCAUCAUGA
This is a messenger RNA of Dichomitus squalens LYAD-421 SS1, 4905 nucleotides long. RefSeq lists its product as uncharacterized. Gene Ontology annotation, biological process: DNA repair; chromatin remodeling; DNA-templated transcription. Gene Ontology annotation, cellular component: Ino80 complex; nucleus. The coding region runs from base 1 to 4905 and encodes 1634 amino acids. The record is from RefSeq and is a predicted model, not a curated record. The transcript has 16 exons. Gene Ontology annotation, molecular function: ATP hydrolysis activity; ATP binding; ATP-dependent chromatin remodeler activity. Lineage: Eukaryota; Fungi; Basidiomycota; Agaricomycetes; Polyporales; Polyporaceae.